CGGCACGUACACGAAGGAUUACCCACUGGCUUACCAAUCUCCGAACUUCGUCCGUCACGGUGAACAUCUAGAGCAGGCCUGGUGGAAUAUUGAAAACGAGAUCGCAGUCCUAUGGUUAUGCUCCAGCUUGGAGCACAUCGUGGACCUGCGCGCAGUGUAUCAGGCGAACCCGGCUGUCCUUCCGGCACUCAACCUGAGAUAUGUGCCCGGCAUUAGCCUGCAGGAGAUGCUCUGCUGUCAGCCGAAUAUUUCGGAGCAGCACGUGAAAAUGGUAGUUCGCGAUUUGCUUCGCGCUCUCAGAAGUCUGCACAGUUUGGGCAUAGCCCACCUGGACCUGAGGCCGCCCAAAGUGCUGCUGUUGGGCGGCCGUUUCGGAGAGGGUGUGAAGCUGUGCGGCUUUCGCUUCGCGCGAAUGCUGUACGAAGAAGUCUUUGCAGUGCGCGACGUAACCAUCGACGUUGACUUCAUGGCACCGGAGGUGUUACAAGGAAUGGCGGUAUCAUAUGCGACGGACAUUUGGUCCGUCGGCGUGAUAGCGUACGUUAUGCUGAUGCGGCGCCUACCAUUCUCUCCAACAAACGACACGUUGGCCAACACCUCGGAAAAUCCCGUCACACGGGCGAUGGCGUUCGCCGACAGUCUGCGUCAGCGCAUGUCACCGCAGGCGCUCGACUUCAUCCGUCGAUGCACCAUCCUGUGGGUCCCAAGCGAUCGCCUGACGGUCGAACAGUGCCUGGCGCACCCUUGGCUGGCCGACGCCCCGGACCCCUUGUGGAUGCUGCGUACGCUGGCGGACGUCUGCGCUACCGCAUCACCAGCCAGUGCCAACCAACCCAGAUCAAGUCCAGAACAGGAGCGCCGCCCAGUAGCCGCACUAGAUUUGCGCAUGAGAGCGGCUACAGGAGAGCGCGACCGCGUUCGG
Anopheles cruzii is the source of this 922-nucleotide messenger RNA. Its product is annotated as death-associated protein kinase related-like. Gene Ontology annotation, molecular function: protein kinase activity; ATP binding. Gene Ontology annotation, biological process: protein phosphorylation. Lineage: Eukaryota; Metazoa; Arthropoda; Insecta; Diptera; Culicidae. The transcript is spliced from 4 exons. The record is from RefSeq and is a predicted model, not a curated record. The annotation marks the transcript as partial.